Molecule: messenger RNA, 2594 nt
Organism: Astrephomene gubernaculifera
Lineage: Eukaryota; Viridiplantae; Chlorophyta; Chlorophyceae; Chlamydomonadales; Astrephomenaceae
Source: the annotation of a GenBank genome assembly
CAUGGGUGGCGCGGCAUGCGGUGCCGCGGGUGGUGGGGAGGCAGCAGGGGCAGCAGUGGCAGCAGCAGGGGGGGCGGCAGGGGCGGUGGCGGGGGAGCGGGCUGGGCGCUGUGCUCACACGGGAGUCGCUGGCCUGCCUACCCCGGGAGCUGCACCCGCUGCUGCUGGAGCUGGGUCCCCUGGGGGUGAGCCGCCCCGAGCGGGAGGAGUGCGACAGCAUGAUGGCGGAGAUGGCGGCCGCCGAGGCGGCCAGCUACGGCCGGCCGCUGCUACCCUGGGAGGUGCCGGAGGGGCCGGCCAGGGAGGCGGCGGGGCGGGCAGCGCGGGGGCAGCAGCAGCCGCGUUGGGGCGCGUAUGCGCAGGCUGCUUCAACUGCUUCCGCAGGGCCGGGGCUGGGACGGCCGCGAGGUCCGGGGUGUGAGGGCGAGGGCGAGGAGACCGCAGAUGGUGGGGGUGGGGGUGGGGGUGGUUGCAGCGAGGAGGCCGCAGCGGGGGGAGGAGGGGUGCGGUCGGGCGGCCCCAGCAGCGGCGAGCAGACGGUGGUGGAGCGGUACGAGGUGGCGGAGGAGCAGCUGGAGGACGGCAGCCGGGUGGUGGAGGAGCUGAAGGUGGUGGCGGGCAGGUCGGAUGCCGGACUGACACGAGCGGCAAAAGCGCUGCAGGCCGCCAUGGCUCGUCUGCGGUCCACGGGUGCCGCCGAGCCGCCCCCCGCCUCCCCCGGCGCCACAGCAGCCGCCCAGCAGUGGGUGAACGCCAACCCGCGUGCAGCCACCUUCGACGACAUCGCACGACAGGCCCUGCAGCGCCCGCAGAACCCCCCCUCCACGCCCUCCCGCGAGCACCGCCCCCUCGGGGGCUCCACCUCCCCCGGCCCCUCCUCCCCCACCCGCACCUCUGCCACGCACCUGCCCGCGCCAGCAACGCCCUUGCCCGCACCCGCACCGCCGCCUGGCGCACGACCGUCCGUGUCUGGAGGCCCUGCCACCCUGCCAGGUACUGCUGCUGGUGCGGGUGCUGCUGCUGCGGAGGUCCAAAUCGCACUCCGGAGGGCACAAGACCAGCCGGGCAGCGGCAGCGGCAGUUGCAGCAACAACAGCAACAGCAGUGAAGUAGAUGGUAGGAGCCAGCCGGUGUUAGACGGUAGGGAAGACCCGGCAUGCCGACAUGCCGACAUGCAGUUGGGGUUAGGGAGGGACGGCGUGCAUGUCAGGUACGAUAGGGUGGGUAUGACACAUGGGCUGCGGAAUCAGAGACGUAUCAGGCGCUGCGGGAGAUGGAGCAUGUGGGGCGGCGUACGGCGGGUUGGUUUAGACCGCGCGCACGUCCUGUUGGGAAUGUGGGUGAAGACCAUUGUGUAACGGCAGGUGUUUUUGAACGAGUGGUGGCGCCGGUGGUGGCCUUACUUUGCGUAGCAGGGGAGUUGCGCAUGCUGAGUUACGGGCCUCAUCAGCUGACACAGAUGAGCGUUUGCUGCUGCUGCUGCUGCAGGUGCUGUUUUGCAAUCUUGCUUGACAAGGCUAGCGAGCCUCACUCAUACAUGCAUGUACUUGGAUUCGUGCCCCGUGCCAUUGCCUCUUGCUUGCCCUCGUGUGCUGGGAUGAGCCAGUGUGUGUUACCGUGUGCCAUUCAUUGCAGUGUUUCCUGGCGGUGCAUCCAAUGUGCUGUAUGUGCAGUUGCAAGGGUCGUUUUGUGUCUAGGAUUCGCAUGGUUUAUUCAGGAAAGGGCUGAUGUUGCACGUUGGUGUUGCACGUAGACGUUCAACGUAAGUGUUGCACGUAAACGUUAAUUCAUUACCCGUACCUGUGUUGUGCUGAUUCUAGUCAUAAAGAGGACAUACGCCUGGCUUGUGGUUUGUGGAGACUUGGCGGAAUGCGGGGGUCAAAUAACUCUGCUGUGUGUAUUGCGCGCUUGCAGUGUUUGUCGGCGCCACGGGGACGCCGCUGAGGGUGGUCUUAUAUGGCUUGAGUGUUUGAAAGCGUCAGAGGGGUUCCCAUCAGGGAUACGAACACAGGUGUACAUACAUACCGUAGCCGUGUGAAACAUGCGCAGGAGAUGACGACCCGAGAGUGACCCAAGACGGCGACUUGGGGGCAGGUUACGGACGCACCAUGUGAAAGCCAAUCAUGCUUGCUGCCCUGCAGUGUUGUUGUUGAUGAUAUUGUCCGUUGCUGUGAGAUGCCAGUGUGUUUAGGCGAUGUUGGCGGGCUCUACGAGUGUGAUCAUCAUACAUAGUGUGUGUAGCACAUACAUACAGAAUGUGUGUAUGUAUGUAUGUUGCAUGGGGGAUUGCUGUUCUGCAUGAGCAACCUGUGAAUUGAACCAGGAGGCAGCAAUGCGGUUGUGUGUGCGCUGGGGGUUGAGGCUGCGAUGAUGAAUUGUUGACGUCAGAGAUACUCUUACAGCCGCAAUGGAGUACGGAAUUGCAGUACAAUGGGAGGUCCAUUACAAUGUACGGUACGUUAUCCGCAGUAAACGACUAAGGCUGUGAAAGAGGUCAUGCGCCACAUCUGAGCUAAUGCUGCCGCUGGGUGCAUGCUUUGCUUGCCGUACACACGUUUCACCUCGCGGGCAGUUAUUUUAACACACGUUCGAUA